Molecule: messenger RNA, 2223 nt
Organism: Apis laboriosa (Himalayan honeybee)
Lineage: Eukaryota; Metazoa; Arthropoda; Insecta; Hymenoptera; Apidae
Product: transmembrane protein 181
Exons: 12
Coding region: 388-2040 (550 amino acids)
Molecular function (GO): toxic substance binding
Source: RefSeq, a predicted model, not a curated record
UCGAACUGAUUGAUUCAUACAAUAAUUCGCAUGCAAUUAAAUAAAUGAAUUGUUAUGGAUAUAAUUAUAAUAUUAAACAUGAAUUAUUCGUAUAAAUUCUAAUUACAGUCUUAAAUGGCGAAUUACAAACUGUGUACCAUACUAUCGUAAAAAUCAAUAAUAUACAUCAUGAUGUCUGCUGCAUUUGUUUCAUACGUCGUUAAGAAUUUGUUUUUUGUCAUCACCGAAUUAAAUCUUGUUACAAUUUUAAUCGUUAAAUUGACGAACGCUUAACAAUAUAUGCUCUGCUUAAAAUUGUUAAAAUUUAAUAUGAUAUAUCGAUUAACACAAAUAUCUUGAAAUUAUACAAAAAUCUACAAAGACUAAAUAGAAAGAUUCAAUAUAAAAAUGGAUGGAUCUGGAUUGGGAUAUUCAUAUCAUCUUCCUUCUGCAGGAUGGAAUUUUCGAGUUAGAAAUGUACUUGCACAAUUCAGUGAUCUUUUUAGUGAAUUUAAUAAGUAUAUUGCUCCUGCUUAUCAUCAUGAUCGAUGUGAGAGAUCAGUUCAAAUGCGAUUAUAUUCCAUGCAUAAAAGAGAAUUUGUUAUGGUAUUUAUUGCUUUUUUUGCAUGUUUUGGAUUAGCUGUAUUUAUUGGACUUGCAGGUAUUUUUAUAAAAUAUUUCUUUUUCAUUAUAUAUAUUAUUUUAUUCUUUUUAUUGUAUAUUAUUAUAGGUCCUCCUAUUACUUCUAUGAGUGAACAAAAAGCUCAUGUAAAUAAUAGCGAAGUUGCUACUGGUCCUUUUAUUAUGAAAACACCUUUAUUAUCUACAUAUAGUCAACAAUUAUGGGUUAUUGCAAAAUUAUUAACAUCUAAUAAUGAUGAUGAAAGAUAUGACAAAAGUUUUCAAAUAAGCAUUUCAAUAGAUGGUAUUAUUGAUCAUAAACUUAUACCUGUUCUUUCUUCGGAAACUGGUCACAAUAGAACCAGACACUUAAAAUGUGAAAGACAAACAUGUGAAGAACUGGUAGUUGCUCAUCUUGGAUUUCUUGAUUACAGUUAUUAUAUUAUUACUGUUCGUUUUCAUGGACUUGAAAGCUUCCAUCAACGUUAUAACAUAUGCGAUCUCACAUUCUACUUUAAAAAUUAUAAUCCAGCAUUUACGGAGUUCGAGAUUUGGUUUCGAUUUAUCUUUUUGUUAACUGCAUUUGGAGUUAUGUGCUGGUUUGGACAUUCCUUACGAAAAUAUCCAUUACAUGAUUGGUCAAUAGAACAAAAAUGGAUUUCUAUACUUCUUCCCUUAUUAAUUUUAUAUAAUAAUCCAUUAUUUCCAAUGACAUUUUUAGUCAAUUCUUGGGUACCUGGUAUGAUAGAUGCAAUUUUACAAACAACAUUCCUUUGUGCAAUUCUCAUGUUUUGGUUAUGUGUUUAUCAUGGUUUAAGACAAAACGAAAGACGUCUUAUCACAUUCUAUUUACCAAAAGUUUUGGUAGUGGGUUUACUAUGGUGUUCUGCAUUUAUUUUAGCAACAUGGUUGCGUUGCACAGAAUUAGAAGAUCCUACUUAUAAUUAUGUUCUUGAUACAUCAAAUUAUUUUGGUUUCAAAGUAUUUUUCUUCACAGUAGGAGGAUUUUAUAUAGCAUAUCUUCUUCUCUUGAUAUUAAGAGCAUACAGCGAAUUAAGAUCCAUGCCAUAUUUUGAUCUUCGUUUACGUUUUUUGACGUUGCUUGCUGCUGUGGUUUCAUUGGUAUGUGGUUGCGUAACAGCGCGACAAUUUGGAGCUGGUAUAUUUGAAGAUAGCUUUGCCUCUCGUCUCACAACGUAUUAUCGUUCAUCCGCACAAUUUAUGGCUUUGUAUGGUCUUUUGAAUUUUUAUCUUUAUACGAUGGCUUAUGUAUAUGCACCAGCAUAUCAACAAGUAUAUGGCCAACAUUCUUCUAUAACUAAGGACAACCCUACGUUUUCUAUGAUUAACGAUUCCGAUGAAGAAGUUAUAUAUGGACCAGAUGAAGAUAGUCGACGGCCUUUAACUCAAACAUCUAGAAUUGCGAAUAAUAAUAAUUAAUUAAAUUAAAUUGAAUAUUGUGAAUAAGAAAAAAACAUUUUUAAUUAAAGGAAAGGACAUGUUAAUGUCAAAGAUUUUCGUAAAUAGUGAUGUUAUAAAAUAAAAUAUAUAAAGGUGAAUAAUUUAUUUUAAACAGGAGUCAUAAAUAGAGAUAUAAUGUAAAAUAAAAUAUAUAUAGGUGAA